Molecule: messenger RNA, 1649 nt
Organism: Oncorhynchus gorbuscha (pink salmon)
Lineage: Eukaryota; Metazoa; Chordata; Actinopteri; Salmoniformes; Salmonidae
Gene: fam174c
Product: family with sequence similarity 174 member C
Exons: 3
Coding region: 179-592 (137 amino acids)
Cellular component (GO): extracellular region
Source: RefSeq, a predicted model, not a curated record
GCCCGUGACACUGUACACGUCACUAACAGGAACUUGGCAUUUCCUGGUUGUACUUAUCGAAACCACUUAUGCUUACAACAAAAUGCUCGUGUGAAGUUGCUGUUUUCUCCAUUGAAACGACGACACGGUUUAAUUGUAGUGUGCUAGUCCGUUUUUACAGUGUAAGGCGACAACGAAAAUGACAUUUCAAGCAGUCAUGAGGAUCCUUUUACCGACGUUGUGGGCUAUUUCAACCUUCGCAGACGAAAGAACGAAGUCGCCAACAACAACAGGCAUUACUGCUGCUGGCAACACCAAGCAUGUCACGAAUUCGAGUGCCAGUAACACGACGUCCAAGAACAAUCAUAGCAGCAUUUUCAACUCCUUCGACGUUGAUAGUUCAAUGAUACAACGGGCCUUGUACGUCCUUAUUGGAGUCACCACCAUUGGCGUGUUCUAUUUCCUCGUGAGAGCUGUGCGGCAGAAGAAAAGAACAACCUCUAAGAAGAAGUAUGGGCUGUUGUCAAACUAUGAUGACAGUGUUGAGAUGGCUGUGCUGGAGAGUGAUGAGGAGGAUGACACUGUAUAUGAGGCCAGGUCCCUGAGAAGAUGAGUCUGGAUCUUUUCAAAUAACACACAUUGGACUGGGGAAAGAAUGGAGACAUUCCUAAGGUGCAUUUUUCAACUGUUAUUAAGGCAUCUUUUUCUCUUGCACCUGAAAAAUGAAAAACUGGCUUUCAAAAUGACUGCUCUAUCCUCCGGUGAACACUUAUUUUGUCUAGCUGCCUGGGUAUGAAAAAGACAUGGUGUUUUUGGUGACCAAAUAAACUUACCUUUUGAUUCUAACUAUGAAGAGGAGGAAAUAGGAUUUGUAACAUAACAGGAGUCUAAUGCCAAAGUUGCUUAAGUGAAUGUGCGUGGGAUAAUUCUUCAAAUCCCCUUGUGCCCACCUUGAACUGUGCAUAACAAACAACGAAAGAUCUCUUCUAAUCAUCAACACGGAUCCUCAAUUUCCCUGUCAAUGUGGUGUUGCCAAGGUUUUGUUUCUUUGUCUCUUGACAAUAUUCUGUUGCCAUGGCAUCCUAUAUAUUUUAUGAUGUCUACCUUGAAUCAUACCUGGACCAUUAGAGUUAGGCUAGUAGCUAAUAGCCUGAUUAGUGAGUGUGCUUACAAACUACUGUAAACUAAGCUACCCUACCAAUAUCCCCAUCUGAUUUUGUACUAUGCACCCACACAUGAAUGUUGUACUGUUGCAUAUACCUGCUCUAUUUGGUAAGCUAGACCUAAUAAGUUUGUAAUAUUUUCAAGAAGUUAGUUGCUGAAAAAGCAAGACUUAAGCCAAAACUUUUGACAAUCUUAGACAGUAUGGAAUGUGUCUGUAAUUAUCGCCCCAUUUUUAUGCAGACUAAUCAAUAUGCAAUUCCACUGGAGAUUGAACGAUCCAUCCCUUCCCCUCUGUUUUGGCUACUUGUAACUCUGUAGAAGAAGCACCUAUAAUAAUUUGUUAGGCCUACUCAUAUCAGUUCAACUGUAAUUUCAGGUUUUGGUUACCAGUAAUUUCCCAAUGCCCAACCCAUUGUUUUCAAAUCCAGCUAACUGUAAAUUAUCUCAUGUGUUCUGAGAACCUUUGCUUCUUUUUAUUUUUCAAAAACAACACAUUUCAGAGCUGG